Messenger RNA from Eremomyces bilateralis CBS 781.70, 1799 nucleotides. RefSeq lists its product as uncharacterized. Lineage: Eukaryota; Fungi; Ascomycota; Dothideomycetes; Eremomycetales; Eremomycetaceae. The coding region runs from base 196 to 1560 and encodes 454 amino acids. The record is from RefSeq and is a predicted model, not a curated record. The transcript is spliced from 4 exons. Gene Ontology annotation, biological process: regulation of DNA-templated transcription. Gene Ontology annotation, molecular function: DNA-binding transcription factor activity, RNA polymerase II-specific; zinc ion binding.
CCAUUGAUGAGAAUACGUCAACAUUAUUACUCAGCAGAGGUUGGCUUCUGAACAAAAUCUUCAGUCAACCCGGAACUCCGAGUGCAAAUUUUAGACGCUGUUACAGAUCGCCCGUUCACUCCGAAUUAGCUAUUCAUGAGGCAAGACCACUUCCUACGUACUCCAAACUGAUUGAUGUAAUCUACUCAAGAAGCCAUGGAGAAACCUAGAUGCUCUCGAUGCGAAAAGUACUUCAGCAAAACGUCAUCCCUGGUUCGACACAUCAGAAACAGGAAAUGCGAGAAAGGGUCAGUCGUUAUUCGCCAGAAAUCCUGUCAGAAAUGUUCGGAUUCGAAAACGAAAUGUGAUUUACGGAAACCAACAUGCAGUCGUUGUUCGCUGAGAAGCCUCACCUGCCAAUACCCCGGUUCCGACGAUGCAAGCUCUAACAACUCCUCGGACCCCCGUGACGCUCCCCACUAUAGACCCCCAAUAGCGAGGACGGAUGUAGUGGGUUUGGAUGCUUCCACUCAAGCCACUCCUCUGGAUCAAUUGUCGGACGAUGCUUUGCUAUCCGCUAAUUCCAGAACGCCGACGCAAAGAGCAUCCGACAAUAACAUAUCCAACACGUUUGAUGUUGUGCGGGGAACAAUGCACGACUUCGAUGAUUUCUAUGUGUCGUGGAUAACCGGUACUUCCAUCCCAGACCCAACUUCCCAGCCGGAUCUCGCCUUGAUUCCAUCGACGGCGACCACGCCAGUUCUGGCCACCCACAGCAUGCAUACCUUGUUUCGUUGUCUGCGAACAUGGCCACGUAUGAUAGCGAAGGGCAUCUUCGCCCCGCCAAUUAUCCACGAUACAGUGACAUCCGAACGUCUUAUGCCAGCAUCUUUAGCCAGAUGCUAUACCUUGACCAAGAUGUGGGAUGGACAGUGUCCUGGAACAAGCUCCAUGGUACUAGAAGCUGUUAAAAAAGAAAUGCAAACUCUGAUCGAUACAUAUCAAUCCCUUACGGAAGACACUCUCGUCCCAGCUAUCCAAGCCCUCGUCAUUUACACCAUUCUUUUGCUCUUUCCUACCAAAUCCCAACGCUCUGUCUCGUUGCUCCCCGAGUCCCUGUUCCGUGAUCUCAGGAACAUUGUCUACCACACCAUCGGCACUGGUCUUACCUUACCAGAAGAAUACGCUCACGAGCGUCCUACCUGGUCGUCUUGGAUUCGCGUUUCAUCCAAACGUCGUGCGGUAUUCGCUUUGUAUCUGAUACACUGGGCUUACUCGGUUUACCAUUGCUUGCCGAGCUACGACUGUCAAGAUUUGGGUAUAAUGCCGGCGCCAGCGGCGAAGUAUCUUUGGCAUGCAACAAACCAGGAGGAAUGGGAAAAGCUCUACUUGAAGUGGCUAGUGAUAUGGGAUGGGAAGCAAUAUAUGCAAUGGGAGUACUUUACCAUUCAAUCUGGAGUGGGUCUGGAUGGACGAGCUCAGCUAUGGUUAGAAGACGCCGAUGAAUUUGGUAUCAUGUUCAUGGGCAUUGUCAAUGCUACUGAUAGAGAACCCAUAUUUGAAGUUGAGCAUCUGCCUUAAGGCAUUACGGAACAUUUUGGUCGAAAACAUAUCCACCUCCCACUCAUCUUUGUCUCUAUAUCAACAAGGUCAAGGUAUUGCCCAAUGAUAGCCUUCAUCGUACCCUCAAAUGUCGCAAACUUCCAACCAAAGCCUUAUCGGUGUCUCAAGAAUCGACUCUCCACUUCAUCGUUGGCAAUGUUCCACCUAGUGACUGUCAUGGGCCCAAACCACGAAGGAUUUGGUAAGCUGGUAACGCU